UUCCAUCAAACCGAGAGAGUCCAGUGCACUCCAAUAUCUGUAUGAGAAAUGGCCAAACUCCUGACCGUGUUUAUCCUACAGCUGCUUAUAGGAACCUUCAGACUGUGUCUCCUUCAGAGAACUUUGGCUGACCUCAGAUCUGUCCAUCCUGGAGAAAACAUCACCCUGCACUGUGACAUCACUGCAGAUUAUGAGAUAUCAUGGUACCACCAGAGCUCAGAGACGAUGAAGCUGAAGAUGUUGGUAACUGCUGAAAGAGGGGAACUGGACAGGUCCUUUUCUCUCAGUCAUAAUGUGGAUGAAGGUCGCUAUGAGGGAACUGAGGACACCAGCUCAGUCAGUUUAGUGAUUAUCGGUGUUGAUGAGUCUGAUUUGGGUCUGUAUUACUGCGGAGGACGAAAUGAAACCACACUCAUUCAGUUUGGAAGAGCCAUCAGACUGACAUUUGGAGAUCGGGAUUUUCAGAAUAACAGCUCUUCAGCACAGUCAGAUUCUGAUCCUCCUCCAGAUCCUGCACUUUACUGGAUCCUCAUUAUAGUCCUGAUGUCUGUUUGUUUCAUCUCUGUCCUGAUGAAUCUCAUAUUCUCAUGGUUGUUCUGCUGCAGGGUGAAAGGAAAGUGCAGCAGUGAUGCCAACGCUGAUGACUCCAUCGAAAAGGACGUGGACCUACAGUACGCCAGUCUCCAACACAUUGCAGUGACCAGAGGAGCUGCUCAAAGAAACACAGUGUCUGAUCCUGACAGUGUGACCUAUUCAGGAAUCAUCUCACGGCCCACUGGACAGCGUGAGGCUUCUCUAAAUAAACACAAACAAAAUAAACACAAGUAAACAGAAAGGUAUCUGAUUUCAGAUGAGAUGUUCAGAAAGUUCUUGUGAAUCACCCACAACCCAGGACACAUGAACUGGACUGUUGUAAAGUGGAAGAGAAUGGACAAAACGCCUAGCACUGACCUGUUCAGAGCAUAUAACGAACAUAAAGAGUAUAUAAAGGAUAGUGCAAUACUCUGGUAUGGAGAAACAU
Messenger RNA from Colossoma macropomum (tambaqui), 1021 nucleotides. RefSeq lists its product as uncharacterized. NCBI's taxonomy places the organism in Eukaryota, Metazoa, Chordata, Actinopteri, Characiformes, Serrasalmidae. Gene Ontology annotation, biological process: response to bacterium. The record is from RefSeq and is a predicted model, not a curated record. Bases 49 to 828 code for a protein of 259 amino acids. The transcript is spliced from 5 exons.